AUGAAGAACUCACUGUAUGACCGUCUCUGGCGCCGGGAAUUGGGGGAGCCGUCGCACCGUGCUAGUAUUCGCGGAAUCUACGGAUCAAAGGAAUGGGUAGACGAUCUAGACAUUGUUAACGAGCUGGGUGGACAUACAGGUUGCGUCAAUGCAUUAUGCUGGUCGCGGUCUGGUCAACUUCUCGCCUCUGGAUCUGACGACCAUUACGUGAAUAUCUAUUCCUAUCAACCCGAGUCGUCAUCGGCGCCCUUUUCCUUGAAUACCACUCUCCAUACCGGCCACAAGGCGAACAUAUUUUCCGUCAAGUUCAUGCCACACUCGAAUGAUCGUACCCUGGUAACAUGCGCUGGUGACCAUCAGGUUCGGGUCUUUGACAUCGAAUAUUCUAGCAGUAAUGGUAAUCUUGAGGCUACGUCUGCAUUUACUGCCUCCGCCCGAAGUCGGCGAUUCAACAAUUUUUUCACAAAUACCCGGUUCCUGACUGCAGAGAAUACCAAUAGCCGUGUCUAUCGUAGCCAUGCGGAUCGUGUUAAGCGUAUUGUCACUGAGUCGUCCCCGUAUCUGUUCCUUACAUGCUCCGAGGAUGGUGAGGUACGACAAUGGGAUCUACGUCAGCCUUCCUCCGCGUAUCCCAAGCCGUUAGGUGGUCAAGGCCCCAUGGCCUAUCGACCGGGGGUGGUGCAUGAUGAUUCGAAUGUUCCCCCGCCGCUGAUAUCCUACAAACGGCAUCAUCUUGACCUCAACACCAUAUCGUGCUCUCCUACGCAACCCCAUUACAUUGCGCUGGGCGGCGCUCAUCUGCAUUGUUUUCUUCACGAUAGGCGGAUGCUGGGCCGAGACUUGCUCAUGGAAAGAGGGGACCCGGGCAGCUCUCCUCGCAUCGGCAGUGAUCGCGAAGAUGAGUUGAUGAGUCAAGCGACAAGAUGUGUUCGAAGAUUCGCACCUAAUGGCAAGCGCCGGAUGAAAACGCGGGACAACGGACAUAUCACUGCCUGUAAGAUUAGUGAUGUCAAUCCGAACGAGAUGGUGGUUAGCUGGUCGGGCGAUCACAUUUAUAGUUUUGAUCUAAUCCAGAGCCCUGAUGCCAGAGAAGCCGAAUCAGCACGCCAAAGGUCCGCACAGGAAACCCAGUCUCCGCGUAAGCGACGGAGCUCAAAGAAUAGAAAGCGAAAGCGUCGAAAUGGCGCUUCGAUAUCAUCUUCCGAAUUUAGUGGUAACCGGCAUCAAUCUCGACGGUGGUCCCACGAGCAACCAGACGAUGACGAACCAAUGAUUCGCGCACGGUAUGGGAACGGCGAAACAGGGGAUGUUCCGCUAUCAGCGGUCUCAGCGCCCACUUCUGGUGCGUCCAGGCGUGCAAGGAAGCAGGCAAGGUAUCCUGUCUUGAACGAAGCACAAAGGCUUAGUAUGCGUAUUGCCAGAGCUCUAGUUAAGCUCCGCAAGGCUUUGUUCUCAUUAGAGGCUACCGUACGAGAAGCAGGUGAAUCAUCGAGCCAGCUAGAUCCGACCCUUUAUGUUGAUUCCUUCUCAACGGCGCUGACACUGGCUUCGGAGUAUCUUCCAAUGAUGGAACAAGUCAUGCGAACGUGGGGAUACCCUCUUAACCCUUCUUCUGAUGUGGUCAGAUUCCAGCAGGCUCUUCGUCGAAACAGGGAGGCAUCCUGGAGAUUUGUUCAAGCCGCAGGAACGUUAGCACGCGUCCUGGGAGGCGAGCUCCGCGGACACCUUUCCCCCGGCAUAUCGUUUAUGCAAAUCAUGCCCGCGCCCGGAGAGGGCAAUACUAUACCUGAAGAGGCUCAGUUCGGCUAUGAUUUCCUCAGGGCCAUACUACUGUUUUUGGAAGGAGGUAGAGAGGCUCUCAUCUCAGGUUUCAAGAGUAGUAACGAACAUCGGCGGAAUGUGCCACGGUACCCUUUGUCUGAUGAGGCUGAUGACAGUGCCAUUGAGUCGGAUGAUGAGAGUGGAUCUGAUGUGGCUGUGGAGGAAGAGGAAGAUGGGGAGAGUAGUAGUGACGAUGACAAUGACGAUGACGAUGACGAGUUUGGUUUCGAUACCAGCUCCGAAGAGGGUUAUGAUAGUGAUGAGAUGCUCGAACCUGAAGACCGUAUGCUUCGCCUCAACGGCUUGCGAACAUCCCGAAGGGAGGAUGUGGGACUCGACGUGCCGUGCUCCUCGCAUACCAAAGUUUACCGCGGACAUUGCAACGUAAAAACAGUCAAAGAUGUCAACUUCUUUGGCUUGAAUGACGAAUACGUGGUGAGCGGCAGCGACAUGGGUCAUCUGUUCAUCUGGGACCGGAAGACGUGUGACUUGGUCAAUAUUCUGGAAGGUGAUAGUGAGGUUGUCAACGUUAUACAAGGCCAUCCAUACGAACCGACCAUUGCGGCUUCUGGAAUUGACAGUACUAUCAAGAUCUUCUCAGCCGACAGAAAUGCCCAGGAGAACGCUCAGCGCGGCAUUAACGUUCUGAACCCCGAGAACCCAGCCAAUGUGCUAGGCCCUAGUGUCUCAAACAUCGGGGGGCUCAAGAGCUGCAAGCGCAUGCACGAUAGCUACCAGAUUAUGAGCCAGAAUGAUGUCGAACGACAAGGCGGCAUGGCCGACGCAUCCCUCACAAGAGAAAUGCUCUCCCGGAUUGCCGUAAGCAUCAGACAUGGUGGAGGACAAGGAAUAGUCGUGGAUGAGAAUUGCAGCAUGAUGUGA
This is a messenger RNA of Aspergillus oryzae RIB40, 2703 nucleotides long. Its product is annotated as WD repeat-containing protein. The record is from RefSeq and is a predicted model, not a curated record. NCBI's taxonomy places the organism in Eukaryota, Fungi, Ascomycota, Eurotiomycetes, Eurotiales, Aspergillaceae. The transcript is spliced from 6 exons. Gene Ontology annotation, cellular component: Cul4-RING E3 ubiquitin ligase complex; cytoplasm. Gene Ontology annotation, biological process: negative regulation of fatty acid biosynthetic process. The coding region runs from base 1 to 2703 and encodes 900 amino acids. Gene Ontology annotation, molecular function: protein binding.